Molecule: messenger RNA, 812 nt
Organism: Vicia villosa (hairy vetch)
Lineage: Eukaryota; Viridiplantae; Streptophyta; Magnoliopsida; Fabales; Fabaceae
Product: membrane protein PM19L-like
Exons: 3
Coding region: 71-604 (177 amino acids)
Source: RefSeq, a predicted model, not a curated record
ACAAAAAUACUGUAAAGUUGGAUUCGGUGCAAAAGCAAAUAAAGAAAGAGAUUCUACAAGCUUCUCAAGUAUGGCUUCUGUGGGGAGAAAUGUUCUAGCUCCAUUGCUGUUUCUGAACUUGCUCAUGUAUUUGAUUGUUCUUGGUUUUGCUAGUUGGUGUCUCAAUAGGCUCAUCAAUGGCCAAACUUAUCACCCAAGUUUUGGUGGAAAUGGUGCUACCUCGUUCUUCUUGAUCUUUUCCGUAUUAGCUUCUGUUCUUGGUAUUGUGUCGAAAUUCAUAGGUGGAAAUCACAUCAGGGCAUGGAGGAGUGACAGUUUAGCAUCUGCUGGAGCUACUUCAGUUGUUGCUUGGGCUGUUACUGCUCUAGCCAUGGGGUUGGCUUGCAAGGAGAUACACAUAGGAGGACACAGAGGGUGGAGGCUGAAGAUGGUGGAAGCUUUCAUAAUCAUACUGACAUUCACACAAUUGUUGUAUUUGUUGCUGAUCCAUGCAGGGCUAUAUAAUACCAGAUAUGGUCCGGGUUAUCGUGACACUGACUAUGGUGUUGGAGGAGGAACUACUGGUGAUCCUAUGCAUAAGGGUGUUCCUGCUACUCGUGUUUAAUAAUCAACAUUAUAAUCUAUAGUUACAAGUUUGUUUCUUGUUUAGUUUUAAUAAUGUUGUAGUUUCCUAGUCUGGACUAUGUUCCUGUUUUAUGUUUAUUUUGGAUGGAUCAGUUGUUCCUUGUAUGAAGGAGUGUCAGUUUGUAGCAUUGCAUUGUGUAUACUGAGGGCUGCAAUUUAUUAGUAUGUAUUUCCUUCUUUUUUUGUUA